Messenger RNA from Phalaenopsis equestris, 2026 nucleotides. Its product is annotated as serine/threonine-protein kinase HT1. Gene Ontology annotation, cellular component: plasma membrane. The record is from RefSeq and is a predicted model, not a curated record. Gene Ontology annotation, molecular function: protein kinase activity; ATP binding. The transcript has 6 exons. Gene Ontology annotation, biological process: protein phosphorylation. Bases 769 to 1911 code for a protein of 380 amino acids. NCBI's taxonomy places the organism in Eukaryota, Viridiplantae, Streptophyta, Magnoliopsida, Asparagales, Orchidaceae.
ACUAAUCUCUUUUGUAGUUUUAUUUCAGAGAGCUCCUCUUCAACUUGCUCUCUCAUCACAAAUCCCACAAGCUGACGAAUGUGAGAUCAUCUUUCUGAAGUAGCCAGCAACUCUAGGGCCCCCCCUCUCCCUUCUUUUAAUCCAUUCAACCUGUUGAAUAAAGAAAGUAGAGAAAGUAUGGUAGGGCUACCAGACUUCCGGUCAGCGAAGCCGGCAACCGUUUUUCUUUGCUUCUAGGGUUUUCAUUCCUCCAUCUGUCUUCAUCGAUUGAGUUUAUUGUUUGCGGAAUUGUUGCAUAAAGUUAAUGUUUUUUUGAUCGGCGAGUAGGGCUUUUUGGUUGCCGUUUCCCUUCGUAUCGUGUUCGUGCGGUUGUGGGCUUCUGUAGUUCUUUUUUAAAAAAAAAAAAUUAUUUCAUUUGAUAAUUAAAGGGGGAGUUGUAUUACCUGUGCUGUUUCCUGAUUGAAUUUUAUAAUUUCUUUUGGCGUUUUUUUUAUUGAAUGCUUUUUUUGACUCAUAUUCCGUUGCUGAAUUUUCCGUUUUUUUCUUUUGGCUCCAUUUGGUCGAUAGUCUAGUGAAUUUCAUGUCUUAUGUAGCUUUAGUUGAAGAAAUAUUAUAGAAAAAGAGCUUUUUUUAGGGUUCUCUCCGAGUAUUUGGUUUUAGUCGGCGAAUUCAAUUGCGAAAUUGAAAGUUUUGUUUGUUUUUGUUUUUCCGUUCGGUUUUUAAGAUAUAUUUUCCUUGGAGCUAUUUUGAUUGAGUUGGCUCUGCAAUAUGGAUUCAAAGAGAGAGGAUAAGUCUGAAGCUGAGAUGAAGCAGUCGAAAUUGAAGGGGUUCGGAAGCUAUAGUGGCAAUGAUAUGUACUUUAGGGCAGAUAAAAUUGAUCUCAAGAGCUUGGAUAUUCAGCUGGAGAAGCGGCUGAACAAGGCCUGGAGUAAGGAUAAGAUUGAGAACUCUAAGGAGGAAUGGGAGAUUGAUUUGUCUAAACUUGAAAUUCGGUAUGAGGUGGCUCGAGGAACUUACGGUACUGUUUACAGGGGCGUUUAUGAUGGUCAAGACGUUGCAGUGAAGCUAUUGGACUGGGGGGAAGAUGGCUAUGCCACCGAAGCUGAAACGGUUGCUCUCAGGGCAUCGUUCGAGAAAGAGGUUGCUGUGUGGCAUAAGCUUAACCAUUCAAAUGUUACAAAAUUUGUUGGUGCAUCUAUGGGAACUAGCGAGCUCAAAAUCCCACAAAAAAAAUCACAGAACAGCGGCGAAAAUUCCCUCCCUGCUCGAGCCUGCUGUGUUGUUGUAGAGUAUCUUGCCGGGGGAACAUUGAAGACAUUCUUGAUUAAAAACAGCCGAAAGAAGCUUGCCUACAAAGCUGUAAUCCAAUUAGCAUUAGAUUUAUCCAGAGGGUUGAGUUAUCUGCAUUCACAGAAGAUAGUUCAUCGCGAUGUCAAAACUGAAAAUAUGUUGUUGGACACCCAAAGAAACCUUAAAAUUGCGGAUUUUGGCGUUGCUCGUGUCGAGGCACAAAACCCCAAGGAUAUGACCGGUGAGACCGGUACCCUCGGCUACAUGGCUCCGGAGGUCCUUGAUGGUAAACCCUACAACAGAAAAUGUGAUGUAUACAGCUUCAGCAUAUGUUUGUGGGAGAUUUACUGCUGUGACAUGCCAUAUCCUAAUUUAAGCUUUGUUGAAAUCUCUUCCGCCGUUGUUAGGCAGAACUUGAGACCGGAGAUCCCUCGCUGCUGCCCGAGUGCAUUGGCGAACAUUAUGCGAAGAUGUUGGGACCCAAAUCCUGAUAAGAGGCCCGAAAUGGACGAGGUUGUAAAGCUUUUGGAGGCGAUCGACACGAGCAAAGGAGGCGGUAUGAUUCCCGACGACCAAGUUACCAAAUGCUUAUGCUUCUUAUUUCCAACACGCGGCCCUUAACCUGUUCUUCACCUUAACAAACAUGUUUUUUCUCUCCUUCCUCUGCCCCUCCAUUUUCUUUUUGUGUGUACAUUAGAUUUUUUUUUUAAAUGAAUGUUGACGAUUUUUUCAGUCU